AUGCGAGUGAGUGCUGAGGAACUCGAUCUAGAACCGGCGGUUUAUAUUCGUGAAGGGAGAUCACAGGUUAUGCUACCCGACUUGGACGACUUCUCUCCUGAAUGCGAUAUCGAGGCUGCUGACGUUGGAGAAUCUGGCGAGAGCACGCAGAGAAGCGACGGAAAUGCUGCCCCACAUCCGGCGAGGGGCGUCAUCUGUGAUUUAGGUGUGAGUGAUGCCAAGCCCGUUGCCCAACGACCCCGAUCGGUCGGUCCGCACUUGGCAAUCAAGGUGUUGAAUUGGCAGAAGAAGAUCCUAGAAGCUACAUUGAUUGAACACACCGAAUCGCCAUUGGCAUCCCCAAUCAUGAUCGUACUCAAGAGGAAUGGAGUGGACAUUCGAAUCUACAUCGACUGUCGAGUCGGGAACAGCUUCAUUCAAUUGUCGAACUACCCGAUACCACUGAUCAACGAUCUCAUUACUAGUUUCGAAGGAAUGAUAUGGUUUAUGAUUCUUGACAUGGCGAGUGGUUUCUGGGCCGUCCGAAUGACUGAAAAGGCUAAGCUGAUCUCGGCAUUUACCUGUCCAUUCGGGCAUUUCCAAUGGGUACAUGAUCAACAAUUGCCUGUGGGGAUUCGUGCACCCGAAGAAGAAGCACUCGUGGAUCAGGAUGUGUUAGACUACUUGAAGUUGGACCCUCAGUCGUCGAGCGAUGAAACGGAUGUGGAACGCAGUAUGACACCACUAGUGGAGCACAUGACGGUUUUCAAGCGUAACGUUCCCGCACCAUCCCAAAUGAGGCCGGUUUUGGGGAGCAGUUCGUAUAUUGAUGACACCGCACAUGGGGCAGCCACGUGGUAUCAACUAUGCUGUGAUCUAGAUGCGUUGCUCUAUCGGUUACGGUACUGGAAUAUCUCAGUUUGCUUGCCUAAAAGCGAGUUCGGGAAGCGUGUCAUACCAUACCUCUCCCAUGAGAUUGGUGCUGAAGGAAUACUUGCCACCCCGAAGAUCGUAAAAGGCAUUCAGGAGUUACCAUUUCCGUCUACCCUGAAAGGAGUUCAGUCAUUUCUAGGCAGCCUGAAUUACUACCGCAAAUUCAUUGAAGAUUAUGCUGUGGUAUCUGCUUCACUCAACGAGUUGACAGAUGAUCAAGUGCGUGCAGAGCGAGACUUGUCUCGAGCGAAGGAAUCCUUUGAGACCCUGAAGAGGAAGAUCGUGUCUACACAUCCACUCAGACAUCCUGAUCAAACGAAAUAUUUAGUGAUCAUCCCUCCCCGUUCGAUUCCCGGGCGCAUCCUGAAUGACGCCGAGCUCAAGUAUCAUAUUGCUGAGAAGGAAGUCCUCGCUGUGAUGCGAGUUCUCCAUGUGGUCAAGAACUUGAUCGAAGGAUGUCCGUUGAUAAUCUACACUCGAGAUUCGGUGUUGAAGUGGGUCAUUAAUUCCAAGACCUCCGAAGGCCGUCUGGUACCAUGGGGCGUUGCUCUCUCACAGUAUGACUUGGAAAUCCGGAAGGUUUGUCGAGAUGAGGAUGGUUUAGCCGCCAUUAUGGGCGCAAGUAUCACUCACAGGGAGCACUUGGAUGUCGGCAAGGUACUCAUUCCAGCCAUGGGGCGCGUCAAACCGUCUACAGUCGUGAGUGUCGAAAUGCUCUCAGAAGCGUACUCCGGGGUAGUCCUGAGUUUCGAUGGUGCGACCAUAACUUCAACGAGGAAAGGCAUCUGUGGAUGCAUUCUGUGGCAGCUACCUGAAUGA
Molecule: messenger RNA, 1731 nt
Organism: Phytophthora megakarya
Lineage: Eukaryota; Oomycota; Peronosporomycetes; Peronosporales; Peronosporaceae
Source: the annotation of a GenBank genome assembly